Molecule: messenger RNA, 1155 nt
Organism: Guyanagaster necrorhizus
Lineage: Eukaryota; Fungi; Basidiomycota; Agaricomycetes; Agaricales; Physalacriaceae
Exons: 6
Coding region: 1-1155 (384 amino acids)
Source: RefSeq, a predicted model, not a curated record
AUGUCGCCCGUGGCCACUAAACGAGUCCAUUGGGAGGACGACUCUAGCCGCUAUGCAGCGCCGUCGCCCUUCUAUGUGACGCUCCUCCCUGGUCCCCCUCAUCUCCACGACAUCGCCUAUCUCCCGCUCCUCGCCCAUGUCUGCGGCCACCGUCGCCCUUCCCUCAGCUCCCCCCGCAAAGGCGCUCGCACAGACCCACCACUAGCGUGCAGCUACCUCGUCCCACCCAUCGACUUCUUCUCCUCAAGCCGCAUCGUCCCCCACCCGCACGUAGCCUCUGACCCCGCCUCUAACCCGCCUCUCGGGAGGGUAUACAUCCUCGUCGAGAUAGACAAGGUCGAGAGGUUCAACGUCGAAGUCCACGCAGCAAGCGGCGGUAUCGUAACAGUACAUGACGUGAUCGCACGGAUGCAGAGCGUGUUACGAGAGCGGCUCAAGCCAGAGGUGGUUGGCGGGUGCUAUAAGGAGGGGUGUGGAUGUGGCUGUGGGACGCUUGUUGAUAAGAGGAGUCAUUUUACGACAAUGUUUGACGGCUUGAGCGUGCGUCUGAGGAGUAACGGGGAGGAGAACAAAUGGCGGAUGCAUUUGAGGAGGAUGCCAACACAGCAUCACAGGAUGCAUAGACCGAAAACGCCCAAACGACCAUGUAGACUCCUGUCGAACAACGAGCUGAGUUUGGGUACUCCGUGGGUCCGGACAUUCGAAUACGUUACUCGAAGUGCUGGACGAGGGCUGCAGCAACAGCACCUGCAUACGAUAAUCACAGUGAAACGAUCCUGCGUUCGAAGGGCUGGAAAACCACAGACAGCUCAACUUACGGCAAUCUCGGUCAAUCGGUGUCGCAUCAUCCCUUCGAACCGUGAUAGACGCACGGGUUGCAACGAAACUGAGGCAUACGGAUGGACGGGCCGAACCCUAACCCCAUAUAUGUAUGGACAGAACGUAGCGUUCCUUUUCUGCCUCGGCGCUCAAUUGCCGCGAUACAACGAUGAGAACCAAAGGACAGGAUAUCAGCCGAUGUUCUCCGAGAACGGUGCAACAGCAAAAAUGGCGGUGCAAUACGCCGUGGGGAUCAAACUCCACUCUCACCAAGGCAGAAUAAGACGAAGAAGCCCGAGCGUGGCGUGGCCCUCACUCGGGAUGGUAGAAUGGUAG